CUGCUGCUGCUGCUGCUGCUGCUGCUGGUGCUGCCCUUUCCUGGUUAUCUGCCAUUUUAUUUGGGCAUCUUUUCAAACAUUGGUCAAGCGUUGCGAUAGUGUGAAUGCUCCUGGUGGCUCAAAAAGUGCUCUGUUUUUUUGCACUUGAUUAUGUGCUGUUAAGCUGUCAAUCUGUCCUGGUAUGCUAAGAAAAAAACAGGAAUGCUGGGAAUCUUAAGUGAGUUACCGAUGGUCGCUGAGCCAGGCAUGUCCACUGGGGAUAGAAGGGGAUUGGCCGGUCAAGUUAUUUCCCCGCGUGAAACGUAUAACCCUCAGUAAGUAAACUAAAUUAGCCCCUUUACCCCCGUCCAACAGCAGCAAGUAGAACAAAGUGGAAAGCAGACCCCAGAUUGAGGGAAAGAAAGAAUUCCAGUGCAGGUGUGCUUCAUGAGUCCGUGGGCUGGCACUCCAUUCCUUCCUUUCCUUGUCGCAGUGGCACUGCCCAGGAGGGUUCCGUGCGCACAGACCCGGCUGCUCAGCCCGCUACAAGAGCAAGAGAGAGAGAGAGAAACAGAGAGAGAGAUAGAGAACGCUGUGAGUCAUUGUUCUGCUUUCAGCAGAAUGUAACAUGGAGCGGCCAGCAUUCUCUCUUUCCCCUCGUUACUGUGGCGACAGUGGGUGAACGGCGGCCGCUGCAGAGCCAGCUCUCUCUCCCUUUAUUUUCACUCUGUCUGCCACUCUCUUUACCACUCCUCUUUUUUUAUUUAUCCGCCCUUUUCCCAGGGCUUUUCCCUGCACACUUUAUGUUUUUCUCUUUACCUUUCCGUUUCCCUUGCCUUCUCUGUCCCUUUUUUCUCUUUCUGCCUGUCUCCCUCUCCCCUUGCCAUUGACAGACUGGCGAGUGGAGUGGGCAUUGUGCCCUGUGUUUUUUUCAUGCCAGGCUGAGCAGGGUGAGGGAACUGCGUAUUCCUGCCUGGCGCCUCUACCAUGCUGAUUCUGCAGCCCCCACGCCCGCUCUCUCACUCUCGCUCUCUCGUUCUUUCUCUCUCUCUCUUUGGCCAGCCUGUGUUGUGCUGAUGGCCGCUCUGGUCUCCUUUAGAAAUGUCCAUGUCAGAAAUGCGUUUUGAUCAGCCGUGAGCCGUAGAGUCCCACAGACAUGAUGAAGCAGAGGGACGAGGAACUCGACAAGAAGAUUGUGGCCCUGAGGAGGAAGAAUGAGGCACUGAUGAAGAGGUACCAGGAGGUGGAGGAGGACAAGAAGAAGGCGGAGCAGGAGGGGAUGGCUCUGCAGAGCCGUAAGACAGAGGAGCUCUCCAUCACCAUCAACAAGACCACUAAUGUGAGUGUGUAUGUGGAGGCUGCACAGCAGGAGCCGCGGGUGGUGAUGAAGAAAGCUGGGUCCGGCGGUGGCUCCCCCCAGGACAAGAGCCCUAAAGGUGGGGGAGAGGCGGCCGACGGUGGCCCCAACCAGUUCAGCAUGGGCCGCGGCAAGAGACGCCAACUCUUCGUCACCAUGGUGGGAAACAGUAAGGGCACCCGAGUGGUGAGUGAGUCUGCGGAUCCCAACCCUCAGAGACCUGGUGGGAAGAAGAGCAGCGCUGAGGAUGACGAGGAGAACCGCACCGAGUCCUCCAGGAAAGGAAAACACAGCCAGUCUCGCAAGAGGACCUCUCAGACACAGCAGGAGGAUGGGGCUAGGCAGGAGGGACAAGCUGCAGCGGAAGAGAGUCGCUGGCUGACCGAGUGUGACCCCUAUUACCAGGAUGGCGAGUGGCUGGAACCACCACCUCUGGCCGACCUGACCAUCCCCACCUCCCGCGAGGAGCAGCUGGAGUACAUGCGUUGGAAGUGCGAGCGUGAUGAGAUCGACCGCGAGCGCGUGGCCCGUCACCAGAAUGCCAAGGGACAGUGGAGGAGAGCCUGGGAUCUGGACAAGCCACAGCUUGUGUUUUCAGAUAAACCACCAGGGGAAACCGAGCGGCCACACUCAAACAGAGGAGGCAGAGCUCCCAGAAGAGGCCACUCAAAAUCAGCCGGGGAAUCACAAGGUCAUGGCAGAGGCCGAGACAGAAAGGGGAAGAAUUCCUCAACGGUGGUGGGCAGCAAAGCCAAGGGCAAGGACCGUCUGACUGGAAGAGCUCGGAGAUGGGACAUAAAGGACAAGGAUGAAGACAAACAGUCCUUAGAGACAAGUCUAGAGGAGUUCCUAGAGGAGCUGGACGCCCUCUGUGACCCCGAUAACCCCUCCACUGAGUCCGAGGCACCCCAGAACUCAGACGGGACAGCAGCCGGUGCCGCCACUGCUGCUGCUGAUGACAACAGUGGCACGGAGACUGGGUUGGUUACCCUGGAAACAAAGCAGACAGACGCAUCAUCUGAUGAUGAUGAUGAUGACACAGACAAACGGGGAAACGCGGAGACGGCCUCGCCCAAAGGAACCGAAAAGAAGGUCCGGUUCUCCCAGGAGCUAGUCCAGGGCGCCCACGUCCAGAGGAACCCCGACGUCGUUGUCGUGGAGACCAAGGGGAGCUUGUUGAAAGGGGCCUCCUUGCAGGUGAAGACAGACUUGUCUGAAGCAGAGCCAGACAGCACCGCAGACAAACCGCAGCUGUCACAGCCGCAGCAACAUCAACAGCAACAGCAACAGCAACAGCAACAGCAACAGACACAGCAACAGCAACAGCAACAGCAACAGCAGCAGCAGCAGCAGCAGCAGCAGCAGCAGCAGCAGCAGACACAGCAGCAGGAAGAGGAGACUGACAGUAGGCACCAGGAGGACCAGGACACUCGUCAUCUCAGCCCCACAAGCACAGAGGACUGCAGCCCUGCAGCACCACCACAAGAAGCACAGGAGGAGAAGGCAGACAACGAGAAGGAGCAAGUGAAGGAGACUGACAAGGUGAAGGAGACAGAAAAGGAGGAGGACAAACAACCAGAUGGAGAAGCCCAGAAGCCUCCUCACUCCACGGCCUCUGAAACAACCAAGGCAGCUGAGAGCGUACCGACUGAAGAGACAAAGGGAGCGGCCUCCACUACGCUAGAUCACUCCCCAGACCAGCAGGCCCUUGAGCAGCAGGCCCCAGAGCAGCAGGCCCAAGAGCAGCAGGCCCAAGAGCAGCAGGCUCCAGACCAGCAGGCUCCAGACCAGCAGGCCCCAGAGCAGCAGGCCCCAGACCAGCAGGCCCAAGACCAGCAGGCCCAAGAGCAGCAGGCCCCAGACCAGCAGGCCCAAGAGCAGCCGGCCCCAGACCAGCAGGCUCCAGAGCAGCAGGCCCAAGACCAGCAGGCUCCAGAGCAGCAGGCCCAAGAGCAGCAGGCUCCAGAGCAGCAGGCCCAAGAGCAGACUGCCCAGACCAAGACGAGCACAAGCAGAGUCACAGAGGAGCUGAUUGACUCCAGCCUGUCUGUGCUCAGUAUAGACGCAGGGGACGCACAUCCUGACCAUGUUACCAGCACAGAGAAGGCACGGGAGGAUGGGAAAGUGGUCUAAGAGGCACAGAUUCCAGUCUGGAGUCAGAGAAGUUUAAAUGAGAUGGAAAAACAAAAACUGAAACCAAAAGACGGUUUAAAAAGAAUGCCUUUUUUUCUGAACUGUUGAUUCCUAAUUCUUAGAAACUUUGAGAGAUGUCAAACGCUUACAUAAUGCUAAAAAAAACCUCAAUAGCACUAUGAAUGUGUUUUGUGGACAAUUUUGUUGUCUGAAGCUGUUUAUAUAAACCACCUGAUCACUGUUGGAUGAAGGUUAUGAAUGUUCGCUUAGAUGGUAAACAGUAUGUUAGACUGUAGGAAAUGUUCAAAUCCGAAGUCCUUUUAGGUUUUUCGACCUGCUUAAAAUUAUGUUGUUUACAAGCACUUUAUUUUUUAUCAAAUAUUUGAACAGACCACAGGGGUUUUGUGGUUGAACAUGACUAGUAAACCUAUGUAGGGAUGAUUGUCUGAUUUGCUUGAACUUGAAGUUUUUUUUUAAUGGUACAGCCCUAACACUUGUUCUUAUUAGUGCAAUUGAGCUUAUUUGUAUAUACCAUUACAGGGCUCCAAUGUUGAUCUGUUUUUUCCUCAGUCCACUUUAUGAUAUCUAGGACUGCUUUCAGAAAGGUUUUUAUUGAAAAACUCAGCUUACAUGGGUAUUUCCAGAAGAAGUCACAAGACUCGAAAGUUAUUCUAUGACUUGGGGACUUUUAAUUUGUAUCCUAUGGCCUUAUAUGUGUUUUUGUCGGACUUACUAAAGUUCAAGCACUGCUGUUCAGUCAGUUCACCUAAGCAGUGUUGUAAUGUUUUAAAAAAGUUCAGUUUCAGGUGAAUUUUAUUUUUCUUUCGAAAAGAUUUUCACAUCUGAACAUUGCUCUUCAGUGGCUUUCAGAUACCAGAUUAUUUGUUCUCCGUUAGUUCAAAAACUGCAUGGUACUGAUCUCUUUUGAAAUUGUGUCUAUUCAUGCCUUAACAGUGGUAUACAGUAGGAGGCCAUGUGAGAUAUAGGCAUUGUAUGCCAGCCGCUCAGUAUUUAAGACUUAAACAUAUGUUUGCACUCAAGAAAUAAGCUAUUAACUUUUUGGUAAUAGUCACUCAAUGUUUACAGUUAGCUUUGAAAAGUAGACAUGGGCUCCCCUAGAUCCAGUUCAGCUUGGGUUUGUAUUCCAUGUAAGCUAUGUUUUCAAGGUAUCCUUAUUUAAUUCAAAGCAAAAUUAUCGUAAAAGAGUAAUUUAUUUUGUUUAGAAUAAAAAAAGCAAUUUAGAACAUCAAGCAAAUUAUAUUGUCACUUUUACCAUGGACUCUGUUUGAAUAUCUGUGCAAAGUGAGUAUUAAAGAGUUGAAGUUUGCCUUUGACUUAUUCUUUCCCUGUUGUUCAUCCCAGGCAGUAAUUUGUGGGCUGCCAGGCUCUUCAAAAGUUAUCCAUGUUAAUCGACAUAUUGUUCAAUCUGCAAUAAAUGAAAGAAAUUAAGCUAUA
This is a messenger RNA of Clupea harengus (Atlantic herring), 4924 nucleotides long. RefSeq names its product coiled-coil domain containing 9B (gene ccdc9b). The transcript has 14 exons. NCBI's taxonomy places the organism in Eukaryota, Metazoa, Chordata, Actinopteri, Clupeiformes, Clupeidae. The coding region runs from base 1136 to 3469 and encodes 777 amino acids. The record is from RefSeq and is a predicted model, not a curated record.